Molecule: messenger RNA, 210 nt
Organism: Brenthis ino (lesser marbled fritillary)
Lineage: Eukaryota; Metazoa; Arthropoda; Insecta; Lepidoptera; Nymphalidae
Source: the annotation of a GenBank genome assembly
AUGGAUAUGAUGGUAUCGACUUUACAACAACAGCGAGCUGUAACCGAACAGCUUAGAAGGGAAGCUGCUAUAAAGCGUAUCCCAGUUUCUGCCGCUGUAGCAGACAUUGUACGAUAUAUAAAUGAACAUGAACAAGAAGAUUGUCUACUCGUUGGCUUUUCAAGUCAAAAAGUGAACCCUUUCAGGGAGAAAAGUUCUUGCACUGUCCUA